This is a messenger RNA of Zingiber officinale, 2230 nucleotides long. RefSeq names its product zinc finger CCCH domain-containing protein 16-like. Lineage: Eukaryota; Viridiplantae; Streptophyta; Magnoliopsida; Zingiberales; Zingiberaceae. The coding region runs from base 373 to 1662 and encodes 429 amino acids. The record is from RefSeq and is a predicted model, not a curated record. The transcript has 4 exons. Gene Ontology annotation, molecular function: metal ion binding.
UUGAAUCCAUUCACAAUCCUGAAAAUGGUCCAUCUUAUGUGCACAGUGUUCUACAUAUGUAACUUAAUAACACUUGGAUAUCAUUUUUGAGAAUUUCAUUACCUUUUGAUUCUUCACCAUCUGCAUUCUGCAUGUUUGCUAGUCACAUUAAUGCCUAUAAAUAUUUCUGUGAUUUUAGUGUUUAGAAAUUGCACUUUUUGCAUGUUAAUGUUAUUUUAACCAACCAAGUUCUUAAAUUUUUAUUCCUAUGAUUAGGUGUGCAAUAAUGGUUCCUAUCAUCUGCGUGGGAAUGUAUAUGUGCAUUACAAGUCCUUGGAUUCGGCUGUACUUGCGUAUAAUAAUAUUAAUGGUCGUUAUUUUGCUGGAAAGCAGAUGACAUGUGAAUUUGUCAGUGUUGCAAGAUGGAAGGUUGCUAUAUGUGGUGAGUACAUGAAGUCAAAGUUUAAGACAUGUUCCCAUGGUACUGCAUGCAAUUUCAUUCACUGCUUCCGCAACCCUGGAGGAGAUUAUGAAUGGGCGGAUUGGGAUAACCCUCCUCCCAAAUACUGGAUUAAAAGAAUGAUUGCUUUGUUUGGUACUUCAACUGAAUGCCAGUAUGACAAGCUGGUCGAUUACCGAGAAUCCGAGAGGUUUCGGCGUUCAGAUAGAACACCAAGCAAAAAAAGGUUCCACUCUCGAAGGUCUGACAGUGGUGGUUCUCCUACCAAAGAGUCAGAUACUACAAGAGAUCCAUAUAGUCAUAGUUCAAUCAGGAGAGAGCAGUUCAGUAGUAGGAGAGUAGAAUAUGCAGCUUUAACUGAAAAGCAUGACAGAGACAGAGGACAUGGCAAAUUUGUCAAGAGUGGGAGAACGCGAAAUUGUGAUUCUGCUGAAGGUAACUACAAGGAGAACAACAGGGUUUCUCUGAAAAACCAUCAUAAAUACGAAGAUAACUAUUAUGAUGAUCAGGAAAGGCAUAAGAGGAAACACAAGGAAUACUCGCUGAGGCGAAAGAGAGGGAAAAAUUAUUCCAUUGAGUAUGCAGAGAAUAAAUCAAGAUUUCAUGAAAAGGGAGAUGUGCAAUCUUCAGACUACACUGAUGACGACAGACAGUUUAGUGAUGACCAAUCCACUAGCCUGUCAGGUGAGAAGUCUAGUCACAAGGAUACUUUCAAUGAAGAACGAUACAAUGGAACUUGUGAGCAGGCAAGUCGUAGGCCUAGUAUGGAUGAAGAGCAUUACGAAGGAAUUGGUCCAGAGGAUCUUGGUUCCAACACACAGCACAGUGAGUGCCCCUCUAAAAGGGCAGACUAUAAUAAGUACAGGUCAUCCCGAUCUGAUCUACAUAGCGACAAUCGAAAAAGGAAACAUGAAAGUAGUAGUAGAAAGAGAACACAUUACCACCAAAAGGAUGAUAACAGUGAUAGCAGCUGUGAAGAGCUUAGCAACUUAGAGUGUGGUCAUGAAGAGUCAAGCAGGGGGAAGCACCAGAGAAACAUGAGUCGACAUACAAGUGAUGGUAGUAGUAGAAAGAGAAGACAUUACCAUCAAAAGGAUGAUAACAAUGAUAGCAGCAGUGAAGAGCUUAGCAACUUAGAGUAUGGUCAUCAAGAGUUAGGCAAGGGGAAGCACCGGAGAGACACGAAUCGACAUACAAGCAGUCGGAGGAGGGAAAUUGGUUAAUCAAAGUAGUUAAGAUUCACCACCAUAUGCCUUCUUAAUCCUAAAUGCAAAGAUGGUUCUCUUUGGCCUCCGAUCUCUGUAUCAUGCUGUCUUGUAUUCGCUUUUAACAUUUCUCUAGUACUUGCUGGGAGCAUCAGAAUUUGACCGGGCACUGUCUUGUGUGAUUGGAUGACUGGCUUGGACUAUUUGAUUUCGCAGAAUGCUUGUGUUAACAAGUUAGGUUACUGCCGUUUACUUUGCAAGGAAGUUCAUGUUUGGUUGUGCAUGUAAACAAGCUCAAAAAGGCAAUCUUGGUGUUUUGGGUUUCGAGAAAGCUUUUAUGGCCUUGGUGGAUGGUAUAAAAGGGCCCGAAUUUGCUCACUACACAACCAUCUCAUUGUCACAAAAAAUUGGAUUCCAUCUUUUUGAAGUGCUAGGUGUUUUUGUAUUUUGAUGAUCCUCCAUGUUGUGUUGUAUCAUUGCCGAACUUUGCGAUCCACCAAUAUUCCAGAUUAGUUGAUAGUGAACUUCACUUCCACUGUAAAGAAUUAUAAAAAUAUUUGUUAGCACAAUAACUUAGAUUGUACUC